AUGGCCAACUCUCAACCAGGGACGUCCAAUGAAGAUGAGGAACAGUUACAUUCUCGUGGGUCAGCCAAUGUAAAUCAGCUGAUUGAUCUUAUGCUUGCUCAACUGAAAGAACAAAAGGAGCAACGUAUUGCUGAUCAAAGGAGGUUUGAAACUAUAUUUCAGUCUCAUAAGGAUGAUUUACAAACAAUGUUGGACUCUACCCUUGCUGGACAAUCGUCAUUUAAUCUGAAUCAUUCCUACACAAGCAAUGCUCCAAAGGUCGCGAAACUUGAGCCAAUGAAACUGCCACAAUUCAAUGGAGAUUAUGCGCAGUGGAAAUCAUAUCAAGACAUCUUUAUCUCAAUUGUUGACAAGAAUGAUCAGCUAUCUAAAUCGCAAAAAUUGCAUUAUCUAAAGGAUUCAUUGAAAGGAGAGGCUCUCGCAUCUAUCGACCAUCUCACUAUUUCGGACGAGAACUAUGAUGCAGCCUGGGAAAUAGUGAAGAGCGGCUAUGAUAACAAGGUCAUGAUCGUCAACGCACACAUCGAAAAAUUCCUGAAAUUACCGGCCAUCUCUAAUCCAUCAGCAAGCAGCCUUAAAAGUCUCUACUCAGGUUCAAGAUCAAUUCUGCAAGCCUUGGAAGCCAUUAAAGUUACACAGAGGGAUCCUUGGCUCAUCUACUUCAUUAGUCAGAAACUUGAUGACGAAUCUAAGACGCUGUGGUCCCGGGAAAUAGCAUCGUCUUUGUCUGAUCCAAAACCAUCAGCCUCAUCUUCACUUAGUUGCACAGAAAAUGGGGGAGGUUUGGAUACUCAGGUGUUGCUUGCGACUGCUAGGGUAAAAUUAAUUGGCCACAAUAAUGAGGUUCGUGUCUGUCGCGCCAUUCUUGAUGCAGGGUCGCAAGUAAACUUAAUUACCACAAACUUGCGCCAGCAACUUCGCAUUCCAACCCAAUACACAGAUUUUACUUUAGAAGGUGUUGGGUCUAAACGCCAUGUGGCUCACCAAAGUGUUAGUAUCUCCCUUCAGAUUGGGAAUAGUUCAAAUCACAGAGUCUCUCUUGACUGCCUGGUUAUGAAGAAGAUCACUAGUGAUCAACCAAGUCGUCCAAUUGAUGCAAAGUGUGUUCCAAUUCCUCCACAAUUUACCUUGGCGGAUCCUGAUUGGAAUAAACGCCAAUCAAUCGAUUUACUCAUUGGAGGACAAUAUUUUUGGCAAUUUAUUCAGGAAGGGUCUCACUCUAUUGGGAAAGAUGCUCCACUCUUGAAACAAAGCGUUUUUGGUUGGCUUGUGGUGGGUCCCUGCAAUAUUGAGUCUCACUCCAAUUCCCCACGAAAUUUGAUGUGUCACGUAUCAACCUUAUCCAGCAUCGAGAGUGCCAUCAAGAAAUUUUGGGAAAUUGAGGAAAUAGAUAGGCCCAAGGAUCAGGUUGCUGAGUACAAAGAAGUCGAGGAUCAGUUUGCAUCUACUACUACAAGAAAUGCUGAAGGUCGCUAUAUUGUUGAGCUCCCAUUCAACGAGAAAGUCAAUGAAUUGGGAAAUAAUCAAGCUGCUGCAACAAAACAAUUGUUCUAUUUAGAGAGGCGAUUAAAUAAAAACAGUGAUUUGAAACAAGAGUAUUCGAAUGUGUUUAAUGAAUAUCUCUCCCUUAACAUUAUUGAGGCUGUUCCGUUCAAUGAAAUGGGAUUGGCAUCUUAUUAUCUGCCACACCAUUGCGUAAUUCGCGAACAGUCCACUAGCACAAAAGUUCGUAUAGUUUUUAAUGCAAGCUCCAAAUCUCAAAGCGGUCUGAGUCUAAAUGACUGUCUAAAAGUGGGCCCAGUUGUCCAACCCACUUUGGUCUCUGUUCUUUUGAGAUUUCGCCAGCACAAGUUCGCUCUAACGUGCGAUAUAGUCAAGAUGUAUUUGCAAGUACUCUUGGAGCCAAGGCAUCGCGACUAUCAACGUUUUGUAUGGCGGGAAAAUGCAGAUGAUCCAGUAAAGGCUUUCAGGUUCCGCACAGUCUGUUUCGGAGUUGCUCCAUCUCCAUUUUUAGCCACCAGAGUCCUCAACCAACUGGUCGCAGAUGAAGGAGAGGAUUUCCCAUUAGCCUCAAGAGCUAUUUUGUCAAACUUUUAUGUCGACGAUUGCCUUACGUCGGUUACAAGUGUUGAAGAACUUCUUGAAUUGAAAGGUCAGUUGAUCAGUCUCUUGAACCGUGCUGGAAUGCAGCUUUCAAAGUUUAAAUCCAAUUGUCCCUAUGCCAUUGAAGACAAACCAGCAACCCAAGAGACACUCAAUUUUGAAGAUGAGACAGUGAAAACCCUUGGUAUGAUUUGGAAUCCCAAUUCAGACACUUUUCAAUAUAUUGUUCAAGAAAUUAUUGAAGACCAACCUAUCACCAAGCGGUUAAUCCUGUCUACCAUCGCUCGAAUUUUUGAUCCCAUUGGAUUAAUAAGCCCAUUAAUCACAAAGGCUAAGUUAAUUUUCCAAAGUACUUGGGAAGUCAGUACCACUUGGGAUCAGCCUGUUCCUGAUGAUUUGUCAUUGGAAUGGAAAAUUUUCGUUGAGGAUUUACCAUUAAUUCAGUACUUACGCAUUCCUAGAUGGGUUUCUUCAAUCGAAAAUCCCUCUUCAAAUGAACUGCACGCAUUCUGCGAUGCAAGUUUCGUUGCAUAUGGAGCUGCCAUAUACCUUGUCUGUGAAGAUGCCAAUGGACAGAGAUCUUCUCGUUUGUUGACUGCAAAAUCUAAAAUCACUCCACUAAAAAAUAAAGUGUCUCAGAGUCUUACAAUCCCGAAGGCGGAAUUAUGUGGAGCUGUCAUGGCAACUGAAUUGAUGAGUGUAGUUUCGCAGUCCCUACAGAUUUCAGAUCAUUUUUUUUGGACUGAUGCUACAAUCAUCUUGCACCAAAUUCACUCUCCUCAUGAGAGACGUGAAUUAUUUGUCAAGAGACGUGCAGCGAAAAUUUUAAGUGUAUCCAAUCCUCAACAAUGGAGACAUGUACCAACCUUGGAGAAUCCAGCUGACAUAUUGUCUCGAGGAGCCCUUCCCGGAAAAUUAAAGAAUUCAGUUUUAUGGUGGCAGGGUCCUCAGUUCAUCCGCAAAGAACCUCAGCAUUGGCCUCCACCAUUUGAUGCCUCGUCUCAGUUUCCUAUUGUUGAUGAGCAGGUCACGCUGAUUAAUGUACCAGCAGAGUCAUCUGACUCAAAUCCAAUCUAUUCUUACUUAACAACCAAUAUUGGAAGCUAUAAUCGCAUUCGAAGAGUAUUGGCUUGGUGUAUCAGAACAGUUAAUGUCUUCAAGCUCAAGCUAAAACGUUGUACCCGACAGACAGCCGCUCAAAGUACAUCAGAAUUCCUCAAAACCCAUGAGCUUGGGGAAGCUGACAAGUUUCUCGUGCGUUGGGACCAACAAGAACACUUCGAUCAGAUUUUAGUUACCAUAAAAACCAAAAAUUUUAACACUUCUCAGAGAUUUGCGGCGAUUCGUAAAUUGCGUCCAUUUCUGGACUCGGAUAACAUAUUACGUGUUGGUGGUAGGUUGCAAAAGUCCGGAGAACCCUACGAUGUUCGCCAUCCUAAACUAUUGGCUAAGAAAAGUAUUCUUGCCCGUUUGAUUGCAACUCACACUCAUCUGAGUCUCUUACAUGCGGGUCCUCAAUUAAUAUUGGCUCAGCUACGUCAAGCGUACUGGCCCAUGGAUGGACGCAAUUUGUGCAGAUCUAUUACACAUAACUGCAUUAAAUGCAUUAAGGCAAAUCCUCCACAGCAGGAGCAAUUGAUGGGAGAACUUCCUGAGCAUCGAGUGACCGCUAUUAAGGCUUUCCAAGCAACAGGAGUUGAUUUUGCAGGGCCUCUGCUUUUAAAAUCUGUAAAUCGUAAAGGUUCUCCCAUUAAAGCGUAUGUUGCAGUUUUCGUCUGCAUGGGAACGAAGGCUUUGCAUUUGGAAUUAGUGAGCGCUCUAGAAACAGAUGCCUUCAUUGCAACUCUGAGGAGAUUUGUAGCGAGAAGAGGACUACCUACUCAUAUGUACUCAGAUCAGGGAACUACAUUUAUUGGAGCAGACAAUGAGUUGAAAAGAAUGUUCCAGCAAACAAAAUCUCAGGAAAUCUUUGCAAAUUUUCUUUCGGAGCGGAACAUUCAAUGGUGUUUUCAACCUCCAAAGGCACCUCAUCAUGGUGGAUUGUGGGAGGCGGCCGUAAAAUCCUGUAAGUUUCAUUUGAAGCGUAUUCUUGGCCAAACCCCACUUACCUUUGAAGAAUUGCAGACAACCCUCUCUGAGAUAGAAGCAGUCCUCAAUAGUCGCCCCCUUGUACCCAUCUCCACUCAUCCGGACGAUCCUUCAUGUUUGACACCCGGACAUUUUUUGACUGGUACUUCACUGACUCAAUUACCAGACCCAGACUUAAAGCAUCUCCCAAUGAAUAGACUUGAUCGAUGGCAAUUAUGCCAGAAAAUUUGCCAAGACUUCUCAUCAAGGUGGAAGAGAGAAUAUCUCAACACUCUUCAAGUGCGCAGUAAGUGGACAAAAUCCAAAGAUAAUUUAAAAGUUGGAGAUAUAGUCUUAUUCAUGGAGGACAAUUUACCAUCUACUUGCUGGCCCUUGGGAAAAGUCGUCGAAAUUCAUCCAGGAAAAGAUCAAAAGGUUCGUGUGAUCACUGUAAAAACUUCCCGAGGAAAUCUUAAACGUCCAAUCAGUAAGGUCGUAAAAUUACCUGUUGAACCUAUGAAUGCAAUUUCGAGGGGGAGUGUACGCGCCAAUUCUUAAUUUGCGCGCGAAAGCCUAAAAUCACAAGUAUUCAGGGGCAGUGAUUGAAAAAUAAGAUGAUUGGCAGAAAACUAGAUAUACUGCAGUGAUUUGGGUAACGGGAGGAUAUGUGGCAAAGUGACCUUUUAUCUCAAUUUUUCUCUCAAUUUUUAUCAGUCUUGGACAGUCUAUAGUAAAGUGAACAAAGUGAAAAAGAGUACUUGAGCAUUCGAUUAAAUCAUUAAAUUAAAAUUAUUGUAAAACUAUAUUGGUUAAGGAAGUUAAAAAAAAAAAAGUUUAAUAAUCUAUUUGUCAUAAUUUAAAGUGAAUUUGCUAAUAAAUUGUGAAGUGAAAAAGGGGAAAACGGAAUUUUAAUUUCAACGUGUGAACCACGAGGAGGAAGAAACAGAGUGAAAAUUGAGGAAAUCCAGGAAAUUUCCAGUGAUCUCAACAGUCUGCUGAAGGCAUCAAAUAAUUUAGGAUCCCGUGAGACACAGCAGGAUCAAAGUUUGAUCCUCCGGAGCCCGGAUAUUAAAGCUCUUUGUUCUUUUUCAUUCAAUAGGUGGGCUACACUGAGAGAAAACCGUGUACAAAGCUGAGGGUAGAAUAUUCAUUUAUACAUUUAUUCUUCUAAUUUAAUAGGUGAGAAUCAUACU
Messenger RNA from Phlebotomus papatasi, 5363 nucleotides. RefSeq lists its product as uncharacterized. The transcript has 3 exons. The record is from RefSeq and is a predicted model, not a curated record. Lineage: Eukaryota; Metazoa; Arthropoda; Insecta; Diptera; Psychodidae. Gene Ontology annotation, biological process: DNA integration. Bases 1 to 4728 code for a protein of 1575 amino acids. Gene Ontology annotation, molecular function: nucleic acid binding.